This is a messenger RNA of Myripristis murdjan (pinecone soldierfish), 3657 nucleotides long. RefSeq names its product RNA exonuclease 1 homolog. The transcript is spliced from 16 exons. Bases 63 to 3632 code for a protein of 1189 amino acids. Gene Ontology annotation, molecular function: exonuclease activity; nucleic acid binding. NCBI's taxonomy places the organism in Eukaryota, Metazoa, Chordata, Actinopteri, Holocentriformes, Holocentridae. Gene Ontology annotation, cellular component: nucleus. The record is from RefSeq and is a predicted model, not a curated record.
UUCAUUUGAAGCGUCUCCACCUGGUAAUUAGCGCUGCGCAUGAACAUUGCGGCUGUUUGCUGAUGUUACCGUCGUCCGGCCUGUUUGCUGCUGUGAGUUGUCCUUACCUAAAGCGUGGGUUUUGUGAGCGGCCUCACUGUUUGUACAAACAUGCCAACAGAGUGCGGAGCGGCGUGUUUGGUGCCUCGAACAAAUCACCGGUAGCUGAUUUUGCAGGGGUCCAAAAUGACUAUGACUUUACUGUCGGUGGACUGCUGAUGACUGCUGAGACCAAAGACGACUGCCUCCAGGAAAUCGAGCGGAUCAACAAGGAAAUAGAAACUGUAAAGCACGAAGUGGAGAGACAGCAGAGGACUCUGUCACGUUACAAGACAGUGCAGGACGACAGUAGGAGCACUGUGUCCGAGCUCGCUGUCUCUGAGCCUGAGACAGCAGCUAAAGGCGGCUAUUAUUAUAAGCCUUCUAGUUUACCUAAACCUUACUCCCAAGCAAAGAAGUACGUGGUUGACAACUCCAAACCAAGGACUGACUUGGAAUAUGACCCUCUGUCCAACUUCUCUGCUUACUUAUGGUCUUACAACUCAACGCGUAAAGACCAGAAAGCUAAAAGUGGACAAAGUGUGAGAAGAGCAGGGGACGCUCUGUGUAUCGAUCCAAAUAAGACGUUGGUACAUCAGGCCCCGCUCAGCAGGUCUCCCUCUCCAGAAGUGCUUGAUGACUCGAAAGAGGAGGGGGUCCUCGUCAUCGACCUUCCUCCCUCGCCAGACAAACAGAGAGGCCGAGCUCAGCAACCCUGUGGUGCAGAUAGCAAAACCGAGGAUAUAGAAGAAGAUCUUAUUUUAGUUGAUUCUCCACCUGCAAACCCAGAGGUGUUCAAAGGCAAAUUUGCAACUAUUGAAGCAGAUAAAGCUGUUAAUACUACAUGUAGUGCGGAAAAUGCUCAGGCGCCCUCUGUUUUCUCUGUGAGCCAGGAAUGUGAACAUAGCUCAGUCAGUGGAAGUGUGUUUGCUGACUUAUCCAGGCGUUUUGAAGACGUGAGAAGUGAACAUCUGAAGAUAGGUUGUCCCCGGGCUGCUGACUGUGUUGUAGAUAGCAGCCCUGAGCCUGGGAGUCUCCCUCAGAUGUCAGACUCCCUCCAAGAUUACAAUCAAACAGAUCUGGUGGUGGUGGAGGAGGAGGUAAGCUCCUUUUUGGCUGGACUGCCUCAGUGCGAGCUGCCCUGUGGUGUUGAGACAAUGAAUCCAAUGUGGCGACAUAAUGUUUCCCAAAAAGCCACGUUUCCUUAUGAGAAUGCAGGCGCUAACUUGUCAGAAGCCUCCAGCCAAGCCCAGUAUCUGCCUGGGUCUCGAAUGCAAAAUACACCUUCAGUGCUGCCAUACGGCCAGAAAAUGCUAAGCCGGAUGCAAGCUGCUGAUGACUAUGCUUCACCUGCAAGCCACCUGCAGCACGAAGCAGCAACUUCAGGUGGCAGCCAGUGGGAGGAUCAGCAUGUUGGAGCUUCUGCCAAAUCACACUCGACUGGAGCGGAAUCGCUCCCAAGUGAAAAGGUUUCUGUGAAGGCAGGCAAUCAAGACGUUAUCAUCAUAAGCUCCAGCUCGGACGAGGAAGAGUUCAACUACUCUGAAAUGGAGCUGUCGGACAGUGACCCGAUGGAGGAAUGCUACAGGAUCUUCAUGGAGUCAAAAGAGGAGCAGCAGGGAGCUGCAGAGCCGGCUGCUGCACCAGUGGGAGAAGUUGAUGUGGUGAUGCCAGAGGUAAAAGUCACACCCAAAGCUUUGCCAGGAGAGAAGAGGGUGGCUCAUGUAGCCAAACGUGCAAAGUUAGGGGAGAGCAGCAGGCCGCAGCCCCAGGUGCUGGUACCCCUGCGGGGCCCAGCAGCACCAGGAUCAGCCUCCCAGCUCUCUGUCACCUCCAGAACGCAGCAGAGAGCCUCCACGCUGGCAGCCUCUGUGAACGGAGCCCAGACCUUCAUCUCCUCCACCUCUCAGAACAAACCAGAGAUCCUGACUCCUUUUCCAUCGCAAACCACAGCGAUUAAGCCCAUCCCUGUGGAAAACAGCUAUAUGAACUGCUUGCCAGUGGGAACUGCUGUGAUCGAAGUGGGCAAAAACUUGCACUUGAUCCUGCCCGAGGGCACCUACCCCCUGCCCGUCACCUCCACUGCCAGCCCUGUUACUUCAGUCCUGACCCCGAUCGUUCCCGUGCACAUGAGCCCAGUCACCCCGAUACAUGCAUACCAUGCAGACCCGGUCAUCCCUGUGCACAGAUACCGCCCAGCCCCUCCUGCACCUAUUCCUGCUCGGGGGCGUAAAUCCUUAUCGUCCUCUGUCUUUGCAUCAUCACAUUCAAAUCCAGCUGCUCCCCCGACUCCACAAGCUGCUGUUCACGUUCCUGCUAAGCCCAUCUCUACUAAACGUAGAAUGAAGCAGCGUCCUGAGGAGGCCAAAGACAAAGUGCCGCAUGACGUCCGUCAGCGCUACAUCAACAUGUUCACCGAGGAGUUCCUGAAAACAUCGGCCUCUGUUAACGAUGCUUUUGAAAAGGCGCUCGCUGAGGAGAAGACGCUGUACAAUCGCAGUGUCAACAAAAUCAAAUACCUGAGCGUUGCGGUGAAUGCACUGAAGAGGCUGAAGAACCAAAACGCUGCUGCUGCUAAGGGUGAAAAUGAAGUCGGCAGUCUAAGAGCCAAAGGCAGGAUUCCACUCAACUUGAAAAAGCUUAAAGGACAUGGCGAUGUGGCAUUGUGCCAGAGCUUAAAGGAAUAUGUUUUGACUGAGGAAAUGUUGAUUGAGAGCAACUUUCCCCUCCAGCACCCAGAGAAGCCGGGCAGUGCUGCUCUUUUUGCCGACAAUAAGAAAGGCACCGCUGACCCCCUCAAGAGGAUCUGCUGUCGGUGUGGUGCUACAUACGCUGUGAGCCAAACUGGCAAACACACACGCAGGGAGGAGUGCACUUACCACUAUGGGAAAGGAGUUGAGAAUAGAGUCCCAGGUGGGGUGGAGACCCGCUACAGCUGCUGUGAGGGAGUCAUGGGAGCACCUGGAUGCCAAGUCUUCAAGCUGCAUGUGCAUGAUGCCGUCAGCCUGGAUGGGUUCGUGUCCACCCAGCCCAGACCCCCGUCAGAUCACAGCUGUCCCGGGGUUUACUCUGUGGACUGUGAAAUGUGCUACACUACUCAGGGUCUGGAGCUGUCCAGAGUGACUGUGGUCAACUCCAGUCUGCAGGUCGUCUACGACACCUUUGUCAGACCGGACAACGAGGUCAUCGACUACAACACCAGGUUUUCAGGCAUCAGUGAGGAGGAUAUGGAAGGCAUCAGCACCUCCAUCAGAGAGGUUCAAGAGACCCUGCUGAGCUUCAUCAGCGCUGACACCAUUCUGAUCGGACACGGCCUGGAGACAGACCUCUGUGCCCUGAAGUUGCUCCACGGGACAGUGGUGGACACCUCGGUGGUCUUCCCCCACCACCUGGGCCCCCCUCACAAGCUGAGCCUCAACAGCCUCACCGCCAGCUACCUCAGGAGGAUCAUCCAGGAGAGUGUUUGUGGCCAGGACACUGCAGAAGACGCUGCUGCCUGCAUGGAGCUCAUGUUAUGGAGGGUUAAAGAAGAUCGCAAAGCCAAGAAAAUGUGAUUGGAAUAAAAUAAAAAUAAUUGUC